CUCACGCUGUAGUCUACCUGUGAAUACACGCGUGUAUUGGAAAAACCUGCAGAAAAAUCCCACAAAAGUGUUAAUCAAUUAACUGUUAAUAAUCGCCAUUAACUUGAAUUAAGGAUUACUUAAUCCGUUGAUUAAUAGACCAAAUGCUGGGAAGUGAUAGCAAAGGCCAGUCCAUGAACUCGUACUAUGGGUUCAAUUCAUUAGCCAAGACGUGGAGUCCGUUGAACGGGUUUGGGGCCAAUCCGUGGUCACCGACUGCUCUCAAUGUCCAAAACAGUCGCUACUUCUUCAGCGGUCCUAAGGUUGGACGCAAUGUGUGGUCCGAUUGGCCAUCGCUUGAGGAGAGUGUCCAUCGGCGACAGCUGUUGCCACCGGCGCCCAUACCGGCGCCCAAUGCCACCAUCCAAUGGACCACAAACUUCUGGAAUAACAUCACCGGAGCUAAUAUGGGCCACGGAUUGGGCACCGGAGCCAAUGAUGACACCGGGAUGAGGGCUAUAAGUCCCGCGUUGAAUGGCUUUGGGUAUCAAACGGACGUCAGGGGAAGGGCUUUGUCGCCGAUCGGAUCGCCGCCCAAGUGGUCGCCCAUUAUAGUCAACGAUUGCCUUCCGGUGCAGCCGAAGGAUGACCAUCGAGUGGGUCGACCGAUGGAGCGCUACGUUCAGCCGCGGAUCCGGCGCCGUAUGCCUACUCUCACGGAAUGUGUGUUUUGUAAGAAUAAUAACGAACCCGAAGAGUACUACAAGACCCACAUCCUGAAGGACCCGGAGUGCAGAAUCACGUGUCCUAUUCUCCGGGCGUAUGACUGUCCCAUCUGUCAUAGUGGGGGCGGAGAUCGCGCCCAUACUGUCCGCUACUGCCCUCAGAAUAAGGCGGGAAUGCAGGCCAAGAUUGAACGCAUGCUCUCGGGAUCGACCGAUACGGUGAGGAACUGGUGCUCCACAAGAGUCGGUCAGUCAGACUCGGCUGAGGCUAAGAGGGGUCGUAAGAAACGCCGCUUUUGUGACAAAUAA
Messenger RNA from Oppiella nova, 1013 nucleotides. The record is from the annotation of a GenBank genome assembly. NCBI's taxonomy places the organism in Eukaryota, Metazoa, Arthropoda, Arachnida, Sarcoptiformes, Oppiidae.